Messenger RNA from Lotus japonicus, 1647 nucleotides. RefSeq names its product cytoplasmic 60S subunit biogenesis factor REI1 homolog 1. Gene Ontology annotation, molecular function: nucleic acid binding; zinc ion binding. Lineage: Eukaryota; Viridiplantae; Streptophyta; Magnoliopsida; Fabales; Fabaceae. Gene Ontology annotation, biological process: ribosomal large subunit biogenesis. The record is from RefSeq and is a predicted model, not a curated record. Gene Ontology annotation, cellular component: preribosome, large subunit precursor. The transcript has 5 exons. Bases 159 to 1391 code for a protein of 410 amino acids.
UAUGUUAUGAUGCCCACCCAAAACACAGACCCUAAUUUUUCUUGACCGAUUGGCCGACAUCGAACCAUCACCUCCUGCUAUAUAAUCCUCAUUUACAUUCACUUUUCAGGUUCCAUUUCAUCUCCUUCAGCCAACAAAAAUCCAAACCCUCACUCACUAUGCCAGGAUUAACCUGCAACGCUUGCAACACUGAGUUCAUCGAUGACGCCGACCAAAAACUCCAUUACAAAUCCGAGUGGCACCGCUACAAUCUCAAACGCAAGGUGGCUGGGGUUCCUGGGGUGACUGAAGCUCUGUUUCUGGCUAGACAAGCCGCUCUUGCUGAAGAGAAAGACAAAGCAAAUGAAACCGCCAUGCUCUAUAGCUGUGGCCUCUGUGGGAAGGGUUAUAAGAGUUCUAAGGCUCAUGCUGAGCAUCUUAAGUCACGUGGUCACUUGAUGCGUGUUUCUGAAGGAACUAGUCAAUCGGAUGAGAAGGCAAUAGUUAAGCCACUUCCACAACGUUCUGCGAAUAGGCCUCCUCCGAGAAGAGAGGUACAGGUCUCUGAAGAUGGAGAAAGUGAAGAUGAAUGGGAGGAGGUUGACCCAGAAGAUGAUUUGGUUGGCGAUGCUGCGAAGUCCUUGACUGAAAUGAAUGUGGAUGAGGAUGCUGACAAUGAUGAUGAUAUGGAUGAAGAUGAUGAUGAUACUUUUGAGGAGUUAGAUCCAGCUUGUUGCUUUAUGUGCGAUCAAGGGCACAACACAAUAGAAAACUGCAUGGUUCACAUGCACAAGCACCAUGGUUUCUUCAUUCCAGAUAUUGAGUAUUUGAAGGAUCCAAAAGGCCUCCUCACUUAUCUUGGCCUUAAGGUCAAACGGGACUACAUGUGUCUGUACUGCAAUGACCGAUGUUAUCCUUUCAGCAGCUUGGAAGCAGUCAGGAAACAUAUGGUGGCAAAAAGUCACUGUAAAGUGCAUUUUGGUGAUGGAGAUGAUGAGGAGGAAGUAGAGUUAGAAGAUUUCUACGAUUACAGCAGCAGUUAUGUGGAUGAGCAAGGUGAGCAGCUUGUUGUAUCUGGUGAUACAACCAACAACAUAGAACUUUUUGGGGGGUCUGAGCUCGUAAUCAGUAGGAAAUCUGGUGAUAAAACAUCAACCAGAACACUAGGUUCACGUGAAUUUUUGCGUUAUUAUCGUCAGAAACCACGGCCAUCACCAGCAAAUAUGGCCAUCACUGCUGCAUUGGCUUCAAGGUACCGGAGCAUGGGUUUGGCUACAGUCCAAUCAAGGGAGCAAAUUGUGAGGAUGAAAGUUCUGAAACAAAUGAGCAAGACUGGUGUGGAGAAUAUGCGCAGCAAAAUGGGGAUGAAGAGUAAUGUCAUUCGUAACCUGCCAAAGAAUUGCACGUAUUAGUUCUCUUGCUCUCUCUGCUGUUGCACUUAUCAGUUUGAAAUUUGGGCAGUUUUGUGUAAUAGUUAUCUAGCUACAAGCUCCCUCCCCUUCUUAUUAAGCAGUUUACAUUUCUUAAUGAAGCGACUAUAUUUUGUCUUACAGAGAUGUUUGAAUAUUCGCUUAUUUAUUUGCUGUUGAGUGUAUCAUGAGCAACCGGAUGAUAAAGGCUUGCUUUUGAGAGAUGUUGGAAUAAUUAGAUUUCUUUGGUUGAUGCAAA